GUGAGGUGGAUGAUAUGAGAGGGGGAGCCGGCUGCAGAUGGUGUUCACUGAUGUGGCGGCUUGGAUCCAGGCUGGAGGACUACACGGUGAGCUGCAGCAGAGGGACUCACACAAGCUCUAAAGAUACUUCAAAACACGAAUGGAGGGUUUACGGAGCUUUUGAAGAUUGACUUUCUGGACAAAGAGCAGAGGGAGUGGACGCAGCAAGGACAAAAAAACCUACAACUAUGGUCAUUUGUAACACUGAAAGAGGCCACCAAUGACGAGCAGAUAUCUCUUUUCAUUUUGACACAUUUUUUGAGGAGCUUUUUUUAACAGAUUAAUAAUGGAUGCUCCCUCAGCUCCUCAGAUUACUGUGGACAAGUCUAAUGUCCUGGAGGAAGCAGAAUGUGGGAAAGAUCUGCCCACCGAUGACCAUCUCAUGAACUUGAAGGCCCUGACGGAGAAACUAAGACUGGAGACCAGGAGGCCUUCGUACCUAGAGUGGAAAGCCCGACUCGAGGCGGACAGUUUCAGAGAGUCUGGAACUGGAAAAGGCUCAAUCAAAUUGGAGCCUGAGGGGAAACUGGUCACCCCCAAAGAGACUGUGGUGAAGUCUGAUGUGAUUCAGCGCAAGUUGCCGUCGGGUGUACCGAAGGGAUUUGAGAACAUUGAUGAAGCGCUCAGCUGGCUGAGGAGAGAACUGACAGACAUGCGCUUGCAGGACCAGCAGCUGGCGAGGCAGCUCAUGCGGCUCCGCAAUGACAUCAACAAGCUGAAGAUAGAGCAGACGUGCCACCUGCAUCGCCGGAUGCUCAACGACGCCACCUUCGGCCUCGAGGAGCGGGACGAGCUGUCGGACCUGCUGUGCGAAUGUCCGGUCACCCCGGGGCUCGGCCUCUCUGCCCCACUGAGACUCAUCGGCGUCACCAAGAUGAACAUUAACUCUCGCCGCUUCUCGCUCUGCUAGUGGCCGUGAUGUCACUUCAGGGAGAGAACAAAGCUGCCUGUCUAAUACUACCUUUGCUCCAGUGCAACAUGACAGCCCUGGCCAUUUGUUAGAUUGUGGUGAAGUCUUACUGACCACAUCGUUGGGAGGAUGGCCCAGGAUGUAAACCCUGUUUUACUGCCUCUAUAAUUACAGAGAGAGAUUUAGGUAAUGUAUAUUAUUUAGGCACAAAAAUUUGAGUGUAGUAGGUACAUGUAUAGUGUGUUUGCCACUAAACUAUACAUGGCAGCUAUAUACAGAAACCUCUGUCUUAAAACCGCAGCACAUUUUAGACCUUUAGAGCAUCGUGACUUCAAACAGAAUACUUUUUAAACUCCAGUGAAACAAUCUCAGCUUAUUCCUGUCCACUUUUUUAAGCCUUAUCAGUCACACUGUUACAGUAACCCAAAAUGUUUCCAUAUACUGCUGCUUGUUUGUAGGGGCUUUCAUGGUUUCUGUCAAUAAGCCAAGAUUUAUUAAGGACAGAUUAAAUAUUUAAAUAAAUUCUUACUGCUUACAGACCUCUCUGUACACUCUUAGAAAUAAGGGUUUCAAAAGGGAUCUUCAUUAAGAGUUGCGACCCAGAACCAUACGCUCCUGUAAGGAAGGAAGAAAGAAAGAAAGAAACAUAAUUAUGUAGGUUUAUCUUCCAUUUUGAUAUGAGUCCACAACCGGUCCCACGGUGAUACUCCUUUCUCCUGAUCGCCAUUUAUUCUACUGAGCAUACAUUCAGAAGAUGCUAUUUCCACCAUUGCAUUAACACAUUCUUUCAAUUCCUGGGCCUUUGUUAUCUUCCAGUGUCUUAGGACAACUUGACAGACAGUUAUUAGACCCACAAUAAUAACAGAAAAUGGACACUUGGAUUUGUUUGGUAUUUGCGACCGAUCCCUCAGUAAACACAACUUUGGUUCUUCAUGAUUAUUCAAUAUUAAGCAAACUUUCAUUUGUCUUUUCUUCAAAUGUUUGUGUCCCUAUGUAUCAUUCUGUGUCCCCUCUCUAAAUUUGGAGGUUACUACGGGUUCGUGAUCACAGCACAAUCGCAGCUCUUCGUGAGUUAUUUUUUCGUCAGCAGCAGUUUUGACUCAGGAGUGGAUCAUUGAUCUGUCGAGUCGUUCAGAGCGUCAGAGAGGAGCAGCUGCUGCAAGUGAAGGCAUACUUUUAGACGCAGCAGAGUGAACAGUUGAGUUUCACUUUCAAUGCGCCUGAUGUUCUGCUGCUGCAUCUCUGCCCCAAGUGUGCUCUGCACCAUGACAGUGUGGUGCUAUACUUGAAACAUCUAGAUAGCACGGCUUAGGGUGUUUAGGGACAUAGAACAUCAGACACCCUCACCUGGGCGGCCCAGACGGGGUUGAUCAGUCACCAGCUUGUGUCCAAGUAGCACAGUAAACCAUGGAUCUGCCCUCUUGAUCCACAGCCACCUUGACGCCUCUUCUGCAGCCUCACUGAUGAUUCUGGUGGCCUUCCUCUCCUGCAACCCUCUGAUGCAAAGGAGCCUGAGUGCUUGGCACAGAUUGCCCUGUGUAACCCCUGUAGCCCACCUCGAUUGGCUCACAGCGGGCCCUCCAACCAAUCUCUCUACAGGCCUCUAACAGCUUAAGGUAUUGGCCUUAUUUUGCUCAUGGGCCUACAAGCACUCCUUGCUUUGUGGAGUCAGAUGUUCAGACCAAAUCUGGCCUUAGUGACGUCCUUGCAAUAUGCUCCAAAGCUUAAGCUGCCUCCCAAGGUCCACUUUCAACUGCCAGUCACGAGCUGAGGCUAGCAGCCCAGUUGAGACGGCUUGUUAGUAGCUGAUCGUAUACAGUACAGGCCAAAAGUUUGGACACACCUUCUCAUU
Messenger RNA from Epinephelus lanceolatus (giant grouper), 2801 nucleotides. RefSeq names its product family with sequence similarity 167 member Ab (gene fam167ab). NCBI's taxonomy places the organism in Eukaryota, Metazoa, Chordata, Actinopteri, Perciformes, Serranidae. The record is from RefSeq and is a predicted model, not a curated record.